Molecule: messenger RNA, 743 nt
Organism: Dioscorea cayenensis subsp. rotundata (Guinea yam)
Lineage: Eukaryota; Viridiplantae; Streptophyta; Magnoliopsida; Dioscoreales; Dioscoreaceae
Product: NHP2-like protein 1
Exons: 5
Coding region: 98-484 (128 amino acids)
Biological process (GO): maturation of SSU-rRNA; mRNA splicing, via spliceosome; ribosome biogenesis
Cellular component (GO): small-subunit processome; nucleolus; box C/D methylation guide snoRNP complex
Molecular function (GO): RNA binding
Source: RefSeq, a predicted model, not a curated record
CCGACGUUCAUCGAAUACAUAAACCCUAGAGAGCAGCAACAAUGGCGUCUCUAAAACCCUAGCACACAAAUUCGCUCCCUUGAAUCCUUGAAUCGAGAUGAGUUCCGAGAUUGUGAAUCCAAAGGCGUACCCUUUGGCUGAUGCUCACCUGACGAACACGAUCAUGGAUCUCGUCCAGCAGGCAGCAAACUAUAAGCAGCUCAAGAAGGGUGCUAAUGAAGCAACGAAGACGCUCAACAGAGGCAUCUCUGAGUUUGUAGUGAUGGCUGCUGAUACUGAGCCACUUGAGAUCCUCCUCCAUCUUCCCUUGCUUGCAGAGGACAAGAAUGUGCCAUAUGUCUUUGUUCCUUCAAAACAAGCUCUUGGCCGAGCUUGUGGAGUUACAAGGCCGGUGAUCGCUUGUUCGGUCACUAGCAACGAAGGAAGUCAAUUGAAAAGCCAGAUACAACAACUCAAAGAUGCUAUUGAGAAACUCUUGAUCUAAAAACUCCGUCGGUUCAGCAUGAAAGCCCUUGAAACUAAAUACGAAAAAUUUUGGAGGCUCGGCUUGAUACUGGUGUGUUGUUUCUUAUGUGGAUGUGAGAUUUAGGUAACAUUUGUAAUUGAGAGUUUGAUGACCUUAGUUUGGUUGUAGCUUUCAGUAGUUGUUAUUUGUAUUACUGGAUGAAAUUGCAAGUCAUUCUGGAGUAUGAAAAAUGAACCAUUAUUGGCAAUUUUAUUUAUGGUAUCAUCAGUGUUCUAUA